This is a messenger RNA of Aspergillus tubingensis, 681 nucleotides long. Its product is annotated as Myo-inositol transporter 1. Gene Ontology annotation, cellular component: membrane. Gene Ontology annotation, molecular function: carbohydrate:proton symporter activity. The transcript is spliced from 2 exons. Gene Ontology annotation, biological process: transmembrane transport; carbohydrate transport. Bases 1 to 681 code for a protein of 226 amino acids. The record is from RefSeq and is a predicted model, not a curated record. NCBI's taxonomy places the organism in Eukaryota, Fungi, Ascomycota, Eurotiomycetes, Eurotiales, Aspergillaceae.
AUGCCAUCAAUCGUACGAUUGUUGACCGCUGCUCUACGCACAGGCAUAAUGCUCCUAUCAAGGAAUAGUAAGGUUCCUCCUAGACAACAUGUUCCUUUCUCGUCGCAGGGAACACCUUCCUCAUCGCUCUUGGCGGCUAUCGAGCAUUACCCGAGGUUUUUGGGUUAUUGCGUAGCACUGGCGUCUGGUAUCCUGCUCUAUAAGUAUGAUUUAGUUAUCGUGGGAAAUGUUUCCGCUAUGCCGGAGUUUCAACGCGAUUUCGGCCACCGAUUGAACGGAGCACUCAUCAUUCCGUCCUUAUGGCUGAGCCUAUGGGACGUAGCUAGUCCCCUUGGCGGUCUGGUUGGCGCUAUAGCCGCAGGACAGCUACAAGAUCGUGCCGGACGUCGCUUUUGCUUGGCCUUCGCGGCUAUACUGUCAGCAGCUGCAGUUGCAGUCGCGUACUUGUCGAACGUCCCGAAUGAUAUAGACGCCCACCGAGCAAUCUUUCUAUUCGCAAAGCUUGUGCAGGGUCUCGCCGUUCAUAUGAUCACAUGCACAACCCAAACAUAUAUAUCUGAGAUCUUGCCUCCCGUGCUGCGAGGCCCCAUGCUGGCCUUCUUUCCGAUCUUCAUCCUCCUAGGUCAAUUGAUGGGUAGUGUAGUGGUGUACAAGUCUCUAGAUAUUGCCGGAAGCCGAUGA